Molecule: messenger RNA, 3702 nt
Organism: Thecamonas trahens ATCC 50062
Lineage: Eukaryota; Apusomonadida; Apusomonadidae
Exons: 2
Coding region: 1-3702 (1233 amino acids)
Source: RefSeq, a predicted model, not a curated record
AUGCUUUCGCUUCUGCUGGAAGGCGAAGGCAACGGGUCUGCCCUGGCUGUGCUCCUCACGGCCUUGCUCCGUGGCGGAAGGACCACACCGGCGCGUGAUGUGCUGUUCCGCAUCUUGCGCAAGCCGCCGGCUUCUCUCCUUCGACUGAUGGACAAGGAUCGGCUGGACGAGCUCUACCGCUGGGCGCUGGUCGCUGCUGACGACGGUGCCGCCGAUGCUGCUGCACUCAUCGCUCACCACUCAAAGGCUCCACCCGGCCUCGCACCGGCCUCGGUCGAGUAUGGUGCGCGUUGGGCUUCGAUUGAGGGUCUCGUUGCUCACGAUCCAUGGCUGGUUACCGUCCUCGGCCGCCCACACGGUUGGCUGGCGGCGGUCGUGACUGACGCCGCCAUCGUCGUCGGCGCGCCUGCUGGCGUCGACGCUCUGCUUGGCAGCGGCGGCUGCGUGGUUGUGCCGUCGCAGGCUGAGAGCCCGCCCGCCUGGGUGGUCCUUGCCCACGCUUCCGAGCUCGAUGCUGUCUCUGCAGUACGCGCUUCCGCCGUUGCCGCCUUUGUGGCGGCAGCCUACCUCGCUGUCUCUGGUGCUACUGUUGACGUUGCAGUCCUUCCAUCGUCAAGCGUUGCUGACUACUUGGCCGCGCAAGCCGCGCUGCGGAGCGACGCUGCGCCACCGCUGAACGCUCUCAUUGCUGCCACCCAGCCGCAUUGUGUGUGUGGCUCGGCAUCUGGGUUCGCGGCUCUCCUUGAAUCGCUCUCGUUUGAUGCCGUGCUUGGCGGCGAGGGCGCGGCAGCAGCGGCAGCUCGUCGCGCACUCUGCGUGCCGCGAAUCGCCACAGCAGCCGAUCUCGAACACGUUCUUACUUGGCUGGCGGUUUUUCACGGCAUGAAGCCAGAGUCAAAGAUCGAACUCGGCCCCGCCUCCUGCAGAGCCGGCUACCUGCCGCGACUCGUGGCUGCUGCGUGGGAUGGCGACGCUGACGCGGCGGCGGCUCUAUUUGGCGAGACCCUCGCCAACGCGCUCGCAGGAGCCGAACACCCAGUCGAGGCUGUUAAGAGCCUCGAGCCGACGCUACACACGGCAGUCACUCGCCGAUUGCUCGAUACGGUGUCUGAGACCAUCAGCCCGUUUCGGCCGUCGUCGAUGUCGACGCAGCCGCGAACGUUUGUCUCGCUCACCUGCGACCUCGGGCUUCGCCGACUGCGCGACGACGUGCCGCGCGGCGGGAUCAUGGCGAACUUGGGCCUGGCCACCCUCACUUGGGUCGGACCGCUCGACCCGCAGUCGGCUGCCGAGAUGUUUGGCGCGCUCCUCGUUCCGCAGUAUGUCGGCCAAGCGUUACUUGGCCGCACAGCUUGUUCAGCGUGGUUUGACCUGGUUGCCACCGGGAGUGGCGCGCUGUACCUUGCGGUGUACGAGGUGCAGACUGGAGCAUCGCCGCUCGGCAACCUGGUGGCGGAGUUGGUGACUCGCCGGCCGCUGGCUGCCCUCGUAUCAGCGCCGCUUGCCCUGCUGCCCGGCUCGGGCCUGGUCUCACCUGCGCUGCUUGCGUUAGCUGGCAGCGGGCUGGCCGACACGUCGCCCGAACCGAUUGCGGUCGGGCUAGAGGCGCUUGCCAGCCUUGACCCAUUGCAUGUUGCCGACGUGGUUGUCUCGCGACUGCAGGCUGUCGGCCACGAGGUUCGCUCCGGACCGUGGGCCGGCUGGGCUCUCGAGCACAGCCUCGCGAGUACUUUGCCGUCAGCCUGGCUCUCACAUCUCGUGAUGCGACUGGCACGAGUGAAGUACGCGUCAGCCAGCAUUCUUGCUCGAUGUGGCGCCGAUGUCGACAUUGAUACUGCUGCCCACGCGCUGGUCAACGUGCUUGUUCCGCCGCGAGCCAUUGCCGCCUACGACGCACUGUGCGCCGGCGGGAGUGCGCUGGGCACUCCCGCCGCCCACGCGCUGCUCGCCCGAUUUGGGACGUCUGCCCUCCGCUCCACCAGCAGUACCGACUCCGAGCCGCUUGCGCUCAUCCGGGCUGAGCUCGAGCCUCUGGCUGCCAUCGAGGCCGACGCGUUGGCGGCGAGCCUCGACCUGCUUGCUCAUGCUCCGGCACCGGAGGAGGAUGCUCUGGCCAAGCAGCUGCUGCGCGGCGCACCGUCGCCGCUGCUGGCAGCGGCGCUGGGCGACGGCACGUUUUCGCCGGUGGCGCACCUCGUUGGCAAGGCCGGCUUGGCCAAGACGCUGGCCUCUAUUCACGCCAAGACCACGCUUGCUCGACUUGCGCUCACCGAUCUGUGCUGGCUCGACGGUGGGGUGCUUGGAAAGGCCCUCAAGUGUGUGCCCACGCUUAGACAUCUCGAGCUGGCGCGGUGCCACGCGCUCGUCCAACUGCCAUUGCUCGACAAGACCGUGCCGCAGCUCUACGAGCUCACCAUUUCUGACUGCAGCAGUUUCGUCUCGCUCGAGCCGGCCAAGCGGAGCGGCUCGCUGCUGGCCAAAGUCAAGGGCCGCGCCAGCUCUGCAUUGUUUGAGCACCCGAUGCUGGCGCGACUGGUACUUGAAGAUCUGCCUGCGCUUGCCUCGCUCCAGUUUGCGCUGCCUGCGCUCACCUACCUGCGGCUGGCCAACGUGGAGCGGGUAGUCGGCAAUGGCGCCGACGGCUCGGUCUUUGUCUCGUUUUCAACCGACCCGCUCGUGGUUGAUGUAGCUGGCUCGGCAACACUCACCGAUGCCCAGCUAGCGUCGUUCCUAGGCGCGUUGCAUGCGUCGCAGCCACGACGAGCCGAUGGUGUCGGCACACAGGUUGUGGCUGGUCCGGGAUCUUCGCGGCUCACACCGCUGGUGGCCCACUUUCCGCACCUGCUACAGUGCUCAGAGCUUGGCGAGCGCUCGCUGGCACCGGCGCCACACAUUGACGUCGGUACCUGGAUCGAUGAACUACCGGACAGCAGUACACUGAGUGCUGCCGGCGUCAACCUUCCGCCGCUGCUGCGGCUCGCGCUCGCCGGCGCCGACUCGGAAGGCGCUCUUGUCGCUGCUGCCGUCAAUCGUACAGGCUGCGGCCUGUCCGAGCUACAGCUGGCAGAGGCAAAUGCCACCGAUGCUGCCUGGGGCGAGGCUGUCCUCGCUGCGCCCGGCUGGUCGGCACUGACGUCGCUCACGCUCUCAAACAGCGCGCUUGAUGUCAGCCUCUUGUCCCAGCUUGUGCCACAGCUGAGCGCGCUCCACUCUCUCGCGCUCGUCGCCUGCACAGUCACGAAUGGGAACGAGGCUGCGCUGGGCGAUGUGCUCGGCGGCGAUAGACUUCCCAACCUCACGCUGCUCAACACGUCGGGCACACCGCUUGGAGCGCUGCCGCCGCCGUCGUCCUGGCCUCAGCUGACCGCGCUCAACAUUGCAGCAAAUGGGCUCGACGACGGGGCCGGCCCAACGCUCGCGGCAUUUGUUGCCUCCCAUCCGCAACUCACCUCCAUCAAUCUCGCGCAUAACUUGCUUCUUGGCUCCGGCGUUGCCGUCAUCGCCUCCGCCAUCGUUCCGCCAACAGGUGCCACGCUCACGCUCAACAUCGGUGGCGUCGGCCUCGGGCCGCAGCACAUCCCGCCACUCUGCGACACCCUUGCUUCUGCCUGCACAGCUGCCGGCGCGAACACCACCAUCGACGUUGUUCUAGCCGGCAACGACGUCGACGACGACGUCAUCCAUGUUGUGGCCUCGGUUUGA